This is a messenger RNA of Beauveria bassiana ARSEF 2860, 1062 nucleotides long. RefSeq lists its product as uncharacterized. The transcript has a single exon. Bases 1 to 1062 code for a protein of 353 amino acids. The record is from RefSeq and is a predicted model, not a curated record. Gene Ontology annotation, cellular component: cytoplasm. Gene Ontology annotation, molecular function: protein prenyltransferase activity. Gene Ontology annotation, biological process: protein prenylation. Lineage: Eukaryota; Fungi; Ascomycota; Sordariomycetes; Hypocreales; Cordycipitaceae.
AUGUCAAGAGCUCUCGAUCCUAAAAUCAAGAAUUUGUUGAAACAUGGAGAUCAUGAGCCCGUUUAUCGAUGUAUAGCCCAAGUGCUGGCCUUGCGUGAAGAGGAGCUGCUCGACAUUGAGAUACUCGGUCCAAGUCACAUCCUUUCGCCAGCAGUAUACGUUCUCCACGAGGAAAAUGCCGUGGCGAUCCCGAAACUCAACAUAUUGCGAGCUUUUUUACCGGCAUACAAAAUAUUUCAAGGCCACUUGAAUGGCCAACAUAUCACAUCAGAAGAGGUUUUGCAAGCUACGUCUGUCAUUCUGCUAUUGGACCCGGAGCACAUGACAGCUGCCAAUGCUCGGAAACGACAUGUACGGCGUAUAAAAGCGCAAUAUCCGGACCAAAUAGAAUCCGCUCUAGAUACAGAGCUCUAUUUCAUAGACAGUCUACUAACCAGCCGUCUGCAUCGGCAUACAAAGUCGCCGACGCUCUGGGGGCACAGGCAAUGGCUUCAGGAGCAAUGCAUCGCCAGGCCGAGGCCGAUGGACAACCUCUCCACUGCCAUGGAGAAGCUCAUCUUCGUAUCUGCGGAGAGGCAUCCGCGUAACUACUACGCAUGGUGCCAUGCACGAUAUCUCCUCGGUCGCAAAGGUCCAGCUCAUGAUGCCACCGACAGAGCCGAGCACGGACUGCAAGCGCAACAAAACACCGUCACGCUGGACAUAUUGACGGAGAUGGUCAAGAAGUGGUGUUUUGCCCAUCCGAGUGACACUUCCGGGUGGUCGUUUCUCACGAUGCUCGUCGAGCAGCGCCCGCAGGCGGCGGCAUCCUCGCUCUUCUCCGAGACUCUCCGCUUCGCAGAGGCUUUUUCGUGGAGAGGCGAGUCGGUGUGGUAUUUCUUGCGCAACAUGCUGCGGAGGGACUGGGUAGAGAACAGUCAUAGAGAGAAUUUGGAACGGGUGCUCAAGCUGGUGCAUGGAAAGGCGGCCGAGCCAGGGGAGUUGGACAGGCAGGUCCUGAGCCACAUGCUGGAGUGGACGAAGCUGUACGCAGAGUCGGGCUGUCGAGCAGCGGAAGCAUAA